AGCGGGUUCCUGCAGGGGAAAGUCACCCUUGAGUCACCACCUGUCCAGGUUGCAGAUUUUGAGUUAGGGGUCGCCUAAAGCAAGUAGGAGAAUAGGUGUGUGGCCCAGUUCUGUGAACAUAGCACUCCAAAGGCUGUGGGGCUCAUCAGUGCAUGGCCAACCAGGGCUACAUUCAAGGACAUCCCUGGCCCCUCCGUGAGAGAGACCUUGUCUCCAGAGCACAUAGACUGGGAUGUAGCUCAGUUGGUAGAGUGCUUAUGUGAGCCCUGGGUUCACCCCUCACGUGUCAGUGACGCUUCUGAAAGUGUUGUGCCACACGUCAGGUUCUGGGGCCAUGAUGCCCCUGAGCUCUGUGGCUUCCACCCCCCACUCAUGACGCAGGCCAGCCUUGUAAAUAUGGCAGAGGUGGCCGGUACUCUUGUGACAGUAACAGGAGUGGUACACUCCUUGGGGGUCAGGACUGUGGGAACCCACAAAACCUGAGAGUUACUCUCCAGCAAAGCCAAAGUUGUGCUGUCCCUGAGCCCUGGCCACGGGUCACUCCUGUAGGCACCCUCACUUGGUCCCCAAAGGGGACCUCCUACUUCUCCCGGGCAAUGCUUGAUGCUAGGAAUCCACACUUGUACGAGUCCCAGGUGUAGUGACUGGUUUUGUGUCAGUAGACUGAGUGCGUCUGUGUUGCAGAGGUAACCAAGGUUGUACUUUGUGCUGGCAAAAAGACUCUUAGUGUAAGAGUCACCCAGUGCUACUGGUUUUGAAACCGUGAAGGGGUCAUGGAGAGCAGCUGAGGCUGGGCCCUGUGAGAGGCCAGGAGAGGCCAUUGGUGAAGAGGCAGCCUCAGUGACAGCUGAAGGCCCAGGACUGAAGGGGUCAUGCAAAGAAGUUGAGACUUGGCACCAUGAAGAGAGUCUGUGAGAGGUGAAAGUGCAGCCCAGUCGCACGCAGCAGGGACCCCGGCAGUUUUAGAGAUGCCAGUGCCAUGGGAUGACCCCCAAGAUCAGCAGCACCAAGUGAAGCCAGCCAGAGCCUAGAAGACAGGCUGUGCAGAGGGCAGUCAGACAAGUGACCCAGGCUCCCUGGAGGACCCCAGAAGAUUGUAAGUGGAUCCCUGGAACCAAACACCUAGUUAUUUAUACUCUUGGAGUUUGGUUUUGCUUUGUUCAGGUUGUGACUGUGUCUUGGGGCUUCCCUUUUUUUUUUGGUUCUUUUUUUCGGAGCUGGGGACUGAACCCAGGGCCUUGUGCUUCCUAGGUAAGCGCUCUACCACUGAGCUAAAUCCCCAGCCCCGGGGCUUCCCUUUUUAAGAGGGGAUUUAAUUUCCUUUUUAGUUUUACAGGAGCUCACAGCUGAAAGACUUUGAACUUUUAAAAAGAUAUUUUGGAUUUUUAGAGAAACUGAAUAUUUUCAAGAGAGUGAAGUUUGAUUAUGCUUGAGGUUGUAAAGACAGUGGGACUUUUAAAGUUAUUUAUGUUUUUAUUUUUAAUGUGAUAUCUUGGGCAUGAAUAAGAAAGGAAGGAUUGUGGCUUAGUAAUGAUGUUUGUGUGACAAGUGGACAAGGGGUCAGUUGUACUGACUGGUUUUGUGUCAACUUGACACACACUAGAAUUAGAGAGGAAGGAGCCUCUGUUGGGGAAAUGCCUCCAUGAGAUCCAGCUGUAAGACAUUUUCUCAAUGAGUGAUCGAUGCGGGAGGGCCCAGCCCAUGGUGGGUGGAGCUAUCCUUAGGCUGAUGGUCCUGGGUUCUAUAAGAAAACAGGAUGAAUAAGCCAUGGGGAGUAAGCCAGUAAGCAGCACCCCUCAUUGGCUUCUGCAUCAGCUCCCGCCUCUAGGAUCCUGCCUUCUUUGAGUUCUUGCCUGACGCCCUUCAGUAGUGAACAGCAAUAUGAAAGUGUACACCAAGUAAACCCUUUUGGCCCGAACUUGCUUUUUGGUCAUGGUGUUUUAUAGUACCAAUGGUAACCCUAACUAAGAUGCUAAGACACUUUUCUCUGUCUGUAACGAGACACCAUGGCCAAGGCAACUUAUAUAAGAAAGAAUUUACUUAGGGGCUUGCUUACAGUCCUAGAGGGUGAGUCCGCAGGUGUCAUGGCUGAGGGGCAGCAGACUGGCAUGGCCCUGGGGCAGUAGCUAGAUGUGCAGGCAGAGGCAGAGGUGGGGAUGGGGGACAGCUGGACCUGAUGUUGCCUUUGCAGCCUUGAAGCCCAUGCCUAGUGGCAUCCUUCCUAAUCUUCCCUAAACAUUGCACCGCCUGUGGACCAAGGAUUCCAAUAGGGGCCAUUCUUAUUCGAAGCACCACACUGGGUUAGGGCUCUGCCACUGAGCCACAUCCAUAGCCUAGCCCCCCAGUUAGUUGAUGCUGAAGCUUCUGGAUAUUCAAGCUGGCCUGAAACUCUUGCCCCUCCUUCCUUGGUAAGCUGGGAUCACAGGUGUGCAGCACCAUACCUGGCUGGAGUUGGCUCCUUUUUAAGUUUAGAUAUAAGGGAGAUUUUGGUUUUCAGUUCUGGAGGUUGAAGGUCAGGGAUGACAUCUGAAGAUGUCCUUCCUCCUGGUGGAAAUCCAAGCUGAUUAAGAGUGUUAGCAGGAAUAAGUGCAAGCACUUGAGCACAGGCGUGUGUGUGUGUGUGUGUGUGUGUGUGUGUGUCUCCCUUGGUUUGCCUUUGUGAACUUUGUUUCCUACCACGUAAUGUAUGUACACAGGUCCUUUGUGUGGAGUAGGUGUCUGUCCUCUUUCCUAACACCAGUGAGUGGUACAGCCUGGGAGCUCGCAAACCCCAUCAUGGUUCUAGACAUGUGGACGAUGGGUUGUGUCUCUUUUGGGUAAGUCCCAUCACAGCAGCCUCAUCCAUCUUCACGGCUGAGAAGCCGUGUAAGGGCAGUGGCCUGGGGAAGGGAGUGGUGAGAGUUGACAAGGGGCCUGUGCUCAGUGGCCACCAGCUGUCCUUCCGCCAUGUUACUUCAUCAGAGACUGGUUUUCCCCAGCCUCUCUCAGGCCAGGGGUUACCCUGUUCCUAACACCCACAUUCCGUGCACACGAUCUGUUGUCUCCCAGUGUUGAACUUGGAUGUGGCUCCGGGCUUCCUCUUAGAGCUCAGGGCUGGUCAGAGCAGUGGGGAGCCCCAUGUGUGUGACUUGUUCUGAUGUUGUUUCUUUUAAAAAUGAUAUUGCUUUCUUUAUGUAUUCAUUUGUUGAGAGGGGCGUGUGACGGUCAGAGGACAACUGUGGGAGUCUUUGGUCCGCUCCUGCCAUGUGGAUCCUGGGGCUCAGUCAAGCUCAGGUAGCCGGGCUUAAUGGCAGGGCCCCCCCCCCAACCCUGCCAUCAGAGCCCUGAUUUGGUUUUUGAGACAGGGUCUCACUGCAGCUAGGCUGCUUCAUAACUCAUUGUUACCCAGGCUUCCCAGAAACUUGCAGAAAUUCUCCUGCCUCAGCCUCCCAAAUGCUGGGAUUGCAGGUGUUUGUUUGGUAAAGAUUCUGUCCCUAUGAGAGACAAGUUCCUCACAAAGCCCCUCCCGCCAGGGCCAUGGCUCCCCAACAGUUAAGGAAAUUGUAGCCUGUUACUUACAUGGGAAAUCCCGGUGGUUUUGAACAAGCACAUGAUGCUUACAUGAGGAACAGUGUCCCCAACUCCUGUCCAGCAAGUCCUCGAGGGGCUGGGUCGUCCAGUUACCGCUUCGUCCAGAAUGUGACCUCUGACCUUCAGCUGGCCGCAGAGUUCGCCGCGAAGGCAGCCUCCGAGCAGCAGGCAGACACGUCUGGUGGGGACAGCCCCAAGGACGAGUCGAAGCCACCGUACUCCUAUGCACAGCUGAUCGUGCAAGCCAUCUCCUCGGCCCAGGACAGGCAGCUAACACUAAGUGGCAUCUACGCCCACAUCACCAAACAUUACCCUUACUACAGGACUGCCGACAAGGGCUGGCAGAACUCUAUCCGACACAACCUCUCUCUUAACCGCUACUUCAUCAAAGUCCCUCGGUCCCAGGAGGAGCCUGGGAAGGGCUCCUUUUGGCGAAUAGACCCUGCCUCCGAAGCCAAGCUCGUGGAACAAGCGUUCCGAAAGCGGAGGCAGAGAGGCGUCUCCUGCUUCCGCACCCCCUUUGGGCCUCUGUCCUCACGGAGUGCUCCAGCUUCACCCACCCACCCUGGACUGAUGUCCCCUCGUUCCAGUGGCCUGCAGACCCCAGAGUGCCUGUCUCGAGAGGGCUCCCCCAUUCCACAUGAUCCCGACUUGGGGUCAAAGUUAGCCUCUGUUCCAGAGUACCGCUAUUCCCAGAGUGCCCCAGGCUCCCCUGUCAGCGCCCAGCCGGUGAUUAUGGCUGUCCCUCCCCGACCUUCCAACUUAGUGGCUAAGCCUGUUGCCUACAUGCCAGCUUCCAUAGUGACCUCACAGCAGCCCUCAGGCCACGCCAUCCACGUGGUCCAGCAGGCUCCCACCGUCACCAUGGUGAGGGUGGUUACCACCUCUGCCAACUCAGCCAACGGGUACAUCCUGGCGAGCCAGGGCUCGACCGCGACCUCCCACGACACCGCAGGCACAGCCGUGCUGGACCUGGGCAAUGAGGCUAGAGGUUUGGAAGAGAAGCCCACCAUAGCAUUUGCCACAAUCCCUGCAGCUAGCCGAGUUAUCCAGACGGUCGCCAGCCAGAUGGCCCCAGGAGUCCCUGGACACACAGUCACCAUCCUUCAGCCGGCUACACCAGUGACUAUCGGGCAGCACCACCUUCCAGUCCGGGCUGUCACUCAGAAUGGGAAGCAUGCUGUACCCACGAAUAACUUGACUGGCAAUGCUUAUGCCCUCACCAGCCCCUUGCAGCUCCUGGCAGCCCAGGCGAGUUCAUCCACGCCAGUGGUCAUCACCCGGGUGUGCGAGGUAGGGCCUGAGGAGCCAACAGCAGCCGUCUCCGUGGCAGCUAGUGCUGCGCCGACCCCAGCCAUCUCCACUACCACAUCUGCCUCUUCCAGCGGGGAGCCCGAGCUCAAGAGGUCCCGGGUAGAGGAGCCCAGUGGGACAGCCACCACACAGCCCACAGCUAUGGCAGCCACCGGCCCUCAGGGCCCAGGGACCGGCGAGUGAAUGUCACCUACAGGAAAGUGGAGUGAAACUCCCGCCGCAGGAGCCCUAGUGGCCAGCAGCUGCAUUCAAGGACCGAGUCGAAAAGCUCACAACUGCCUGCAGCCCCCGUGCAGGUGGCCGCCGCACUCGGACAAUUUCCUUUUUAUCUCUGUCCUCCCAUGGUUUGAAACAAACACAUAAACGAGUUCAGACAACUUGAUUGUAUGAAUCUGGGGGUUCUGUGUGUUUAUUUACCCCUCUCUCAUGCCAUCACCUCUCCCCAGCUCUUGGGGGAGAAGGUCUAGCCCACCUCCUCAGGAAUGGAUCCCAGGCAGCACCACAACAAGAGCCCAAGCCCCAGGACUGGACAGAAGCACAGUGCAAACCCAGGCUCCUCUCCUGGAGAGCUGGUCCACGGACUUCCUGUUUGUGACUGAUCCGGUAUAGACCAGAAAAACAGAAUGGCGAGAACUUCCCAGCCACAGGCUGGGGUACAGAACCCUCUCCCCAAAGGCAACAGAGGUCGUGGCAUUAAUUGGGGUCAGGGAGGUCUACUUUGGCUUUGGACCCUAAAUAUUUUUCUCAGCUAAAUAUGGAAUCUGGGCUCAUCUCAAACCUGAGACACACAGAAGGGGCCACGUGUCUUUAAGGUUCCCUUUUGUAGUCAGCCAAGCAACAACAGGCUGGGGCACUUGCCCGCAUACAGCCCCCGUUGAACAUGCCGCUGUCCCCGAUAACUCCAAGAAGGAUGGGCGGCUCCCACGUUGAUGUAUCAAAGUGCUUCGGGUUGAAAGUCAGCCCAGCGCCAGUGCCCACAGCACUGGGCGAGUCCAGAGCUGCAAGCUACAAACGGAUAUUGGAUAUCGGAGGAGACCUGGGCCAGCUCCAAGGGAAGUCAGUCAGCCACUCGCUCAGCAGGGAGGAUGAUGGUUUGUGCCAGCAGAAGAUGGCAGGGGACGUGUCCUGUGGUCCUGGCAGGCAGCAGAGGACCUGUGUGAUGAUCCGCUCACACCGGCUUCUCCCUCCCACCCCCCACUUUAGUUUCCUGAGAACCCCAAGAUCUGUCCAGUUUGAAAAUGGAAACCCUCUCUUCUACCUGAAACUGGGGUCCCUGGCCCUUCUCCACCGGAAAGGAGACAGUCUCUCCAGACAGCAGUUGGUGCCAAGUUUGAUUACAGUGCGGCAAGAACCAAAGCAUGGGUGUCAGCUGAGGACCCCCUUUGCAUGCCAGACCAGCGACCAGCAGCACUUUAGCAUACGCCACACCAGGUCACAUGAGCAGGAGCCAUUGAAUGUUUCCCUCUGUGGGAAUGAGAGUUGGUUUUGCAGAAGCAGUCAUGGGGGCUGUGCGACAGGAGACCUCAAGGCAGCCAGAACCUCAGUGCUGGUCCUCCUGGAGGGUGGUCCGUAAGCAACUGGCAACAGCUUGGACAGAGAGCCCCAGAAGAGAAGGCCCUGUCCUUGAUACAAAACCAGCCGCCUUUCUCUGCCGGGUGCCAGUCGGAAGAGCCCAGAGGGCCCUGUGAGUGAAGAGCGGGCUUUGGCCUUAGUCAGAGGAGAUAGGUGAUCAGGUUGGUUACGUCCAAGCUACACUGUAUGCCUGCUGCUGUUGAAGCCACCAGUCCCCAACACACAUCAGGGACCAGUGCGGAGUGCCUGCCUCCUCUCCUAAACUAUCUUCCCGGCUCCCCAGACAGUCAUGUCCGUAGUACUAAGCUCCAAGCCAGAAGUAAGCUGCAUUUUGAAGACCUCCUGCCUGUUGCCUGAGAGGUUUCAGAGAAGUGGGGCUGGCAUGAUGGUGUCUGCAGGAAGGUUUUCCAGGUGGACCUGCCCCUCGGAUUGGGCAAAGGGCUCUGUCCCACACCUUCCCUUUUUACCUGGCAUGAACUUCUGUCUGUGUGCCUGGCGUGAGUGUGGGGUUAGGGGAGUAUGCAUGGGGUGGGGCUCUGCGUUGCCUAGGGAUGUUGGUACCAGCUGCUGACCUUCCCCUCCCUCAGCAUUUACUCCAAGGCUGUCCAUGGUCAACCUCUAAGUCUGAUUAAGAUUGUGGCUGGUCAUGGUAGGCACUGUUUGUGGCCCCUACAUGGAACUGCGGGGUCCCCAAUUGCUACAUCUAUCAUCAUGGCUCCUCGGUCUGGCCCUGAGCUGUUUGCUGUCCUGGUUCCGAAACGUGGGCUCCAUGCUCUGAGGCAGACCUCCUCACCCUUAACGGGUGUGGGAGGGAGUGGAGAAGGAGUGAGAGCACACACUGCCCCCAUACAUGGCCUUAAGGUGGGCACCCAGCUACAAAGGAGGCUAGUCUGGUGCUGCUGCUCUGGGGGAUGGAUUUGGUCAUCUACUGGGUGGCACCCCUGGCUUGUGCCAGCUUCUGCCCACAACUCAUAGCCACAGACCCCAAAUAGCCAGUGCUCAGAUCAGGGGUGUACGGCUAGCUGGAAUGUGCUGCCAGGAGCUCUGAGUACCAGGUGGUGUUCAGCUGACCAAUCUGUGGACACUAGAGCCGGGUUUAGGAGCCAGGAGGGCCAUGUCCAUCCGCUGGGUGGACCAUGGCUGGCAACCCUGGAGUACCCCAUUAAGCCCUGGGUUGGGGGAAACAGUUCAGGGACAGAUGUGAAGCCUGGUGACCUGUUCCUCGGGGCACAAAGGGGCUCCAGCUUCUGGCACAGCUCAUCUGAGCUUGUCUAGUUUUGUUAAGCGUUCCCUGGUAGACCAGACUGUCCACAUGUCUUCUCUCUUCUGCUUCAUAUCCAGUACUCUCCAGACUCACACAUGCUGCUACCGGCAUAGAUGUUACCAUGGUGACCAGAAGUGAAGAGACCCUGCCUGCUCACUGUAUUUCCCCAUCCUCCUUCUUGCCCCUCUCUCCGUACCUCUCUCUGCCUCUCCUGUCCUGCCCUCCUCCUUGCCUCUUCUCUCUGCUCCCCCACCUCAGCUUUCAGCAUCCAGAGCAUGGUAGACGUGUCCAUACCAUUAGCUCUUGGAGCCUUGCCUUGGGCCAGGUGGGGUGUCUGGCUCACUGUCUGUGAAGAAGCCCCAGGGACACAUCCCCUGCUUUCUGUGUCCUUAUAAUUGAGAGACCUACCAUCUCCCCAACCCAUCCCGCAACACCAGGCCUGCCAGGGUUUGAGGUAGUAGGCGCCGUUCAUCUUUCCUCUGAAAGGAGGAAUGGCCUUCUACAGUAUGCCAGGAGAGCUGGAAAUGGGCAAAGCCAGGUGACAGGGUCAGUGUCUUCCUUUAUAGACAGGGGGACCCCUUGGGCAGUGGUAAAAGGGUAUAAGGUUAAAGGUUAGUGAAAUGCAAGAAGGAAGCCUCCCCAUAAAGCGGAACGGGUGAUGGGCGGAAUGAUACUGUUCUUCCUCAGAAUUCUCAAAUUCACGUCAUCACCCACGUGAUAUUGCCCAUCCUGGGUACCCAGUCUCUCCCUCCCCAUCGGAACUGCACAGUGCCUGCUUAGAAUAAGUCAGAAAGGGAUGUGAGCCUCAGCUCUGGUGAAAGAUCCCUCAUGGGGGAAACAUCACAUCCUGACCAGGAGUGGCAGAGUCAGCACAUAUGACCACAGGGUACUCCUCACUUCGCCUCAGGGUGACAGUGGCCACCUGUCCUCUCCCCCAGUCUCUCAGAAUACCUCUGCUUAGAACCAGUGUUAUAAAGAAUAGGUCAGGUUGUUCCAAAGAUCGCCACUGCAGACAUGGCUUCCCUCCAGAGCAGGGCCUCCUCCGAUAGCCGCUUUGGCUUUCAGGGUGGGGUGGGCGGGGCAGGGAACAGAGCAUGGCCAAGGCCUUCCACCUGCGGCUUCAGUCCUGUUCCCCAUUUAAUGAUCCCUUUCAUCUUGGGAGUUCUCUUGAAUUCAGUAUAGUUCUUGCAUCCACUUGUUGGGCUCUGGGAUUUUUGUUUUGUUUUGGGUUUUGUUUGUUUGGGUUUGUCCUUUGAGGUGAGAGCUAGGCCAGUGUUCUACCACUGAGCUGCACUUCCAGCCGUUUUGAUUUUUUUUUUUUUUUUUAACUUGAGAUGGGUCUCACAAAGCUGCCCAGGCUGGUCUUGAACUCCCAGUCCUCUUGCCUCAGCUUCCUGAAUCUCGGGUGAUGGGCCUCCAUGCUGCCAUGGUCCAGCACUGUUUGUGUUUUGUUGCUUUUUGUUUCUAUACCAAAAGCUGCUACACUGGUGACAGAGCAGGGUGUGGCCUAGGUGCCCCCACAGAUGGGCAUGUGGCACCCACUUCCCACAGCCUAUGGUUUAGACAAAUUGGGACUGACCAAGAGACGUGUUCCUGGGGUUGUUGCUUCUCUCUCUGCCCUCCCCAUCACUCACCCCUGAAGUCACAGUGCUUGGCAAGUGGAUGUUUUUCAACAACCACAGAUGUUUCCUUUGAAGUAAAACACAAGCCCAUUUCACUGACUUCGUUGGGAAAAAUAGUUCUCUACUUGUGUUUUAAAAGAGAAAAGCUCCUUGAGUGGUCCUGGCUGCUCCUCUGCUCUCUCCACUGCUCCAAACCGCUCUCUAGCAGGCCUCAGCUCUGCUGCUGAGGAAGCAUUCUAGAACCUACCCUCCAUUGGAUUGGGGCAUAAGAGCCUGGGCAGGGCUGUCCCACAGAUGAGGCAGAGGUACCACCUGGGCAUGAGGCAGGGCAGAGGGUCCUCAGGGAGGAGUGGCCAACUAGAGGGAGAACAGCUUGGCAAGAGCUAGGGGGAGGUGAGCCUGUGGGACUGCAGGCUGAGGGCUGCCUCACCCCCAUCUUAGCCCUCACAGUCUGUGCAAGCAGUGGUAAAGAGAGCUGAUCCCUUAAUGGAGAUCUCUCUCUCUCUCUCUCUCUCUCUCUCUCUGAGAAAAUACUUCUGAGACCUUCAGUCACAAUGAAAAGCAGCUUGUGUGUUUCUGCACUUGGGCUAAGCUGUCAAACACAGGCUGCCUAGGGCCCCCCCCCCAGAAGCCUUUCCCCUAACCCCUUGUCUGCACCCCAGCCCCGCCUUGUGAGAGUUAGAGGAUUAGAAGAGCCUGCUGCUUUACCUCUGGAAUCCUGUUCCUGUGACUACUCACAAGGUGACCCACGUGCAGGAACCUGGGCCCCAGGAGCCUGAGUGCAGACAGUGGCCAAGCGUGGUCCACAGCCCCCGUAUGUGAAGUACUUGCCACCAUUAGAGCAGCCUCAGCACCGUCCCCCAGUCCCUGGGACUGGCUGGCCCUGCUAGCAUGAGCUCCAUGAUCCACUAAGUACUCAUGUUCUCUGUCCUAUAUGUAUCCAAAUGGCACCUUGGCUUCUGAGUCUGAAUUCGCUGGUUUAGAACUUUUGUUUUUAAUUGGUAAAAUUGGGAAUUCAAAAAGCUAACAUCUUCAAUUUGGUCCCUCUCUCUCAUCUUCUCUUCUUAACAUCCUUCCUGAGUGGGGAGGGGCAUUUGGGAUCCCUGAUAAUAUCUUAGCUCAAUCCCUGGGCUGGGAAAAGGUGGUGAGGGUGGGAGGGGGGGGACCCAAGCUGUUUUCCAGGUCUCUCCUUGGAUUCUGCUGUGUUCUGGGCAGGGGUGGGCAGCAAUGUGCACGUGCGAGGGAGGGGCUAAAGCCAAUAGUGAGGUGGUUCUUUUUCUUAACUGAAUGAUAAUUCUGUAAAAGUAAUUGGGGGGAGGGUGUUCAGGGAGUAUGUGUGUGUGUGUGUGCAGCGAGAGAGCAUGUGUGAUUUUGUUUUUUUGUUUUUUUGUUUUUUUACAGUGGCUGUCAAGUAUUUUCAUGAUAUGUUUAACACGUAGUGCUUUAAAAGCAGUGGUACCCAAUAAGCUGGGAAUCCAAGUUCCAGAGAUGGGACGUGCCCACCUCAGUGAGCAAAGGUCCCACUCUGGAGGCAGGGAUAAGAAAGGCCUGCGGACCCACACACCAAGCAGCAACACCUGGGCGUUCAUUUCAAAUGGGAUACAGUAUUUUUUUAUAACAGAACCAUCCUUUUUUAAAAAAAAAAAAGUUUUGACACCUGAAUGUGAUUUCUAACUAUUAUUAGACGUUAAUGUUUUAAAGCUAUAACAAAGUGGAAAUUUCUACUUUUCUUUUUUCAUUCAUUUGAACUGUUCUUUUAUCUAUUUGGUUGUUGUAUGUGGGCGGGGAAGCUCUGUUUUCUCCUCUUAGCAUUUGUUUCUAUAACCAGAAAUAAAAUUAUAUAUUAAAGAGAUGUA
Molecule: messenger RNA, 11198 nt
Organism: Rattus norvegicus (Norway rat)
Lineage: Eukaryota; Metazoa; Chordata; Mammalia; Rodentia; Muridae
Source: RefSeq, a predicted model, not a curated record